AAGGUUUCAUGACUUCAUGGGCCUUAAGAUGAAGUUCUCAGCAAUUCGUUACUUCCCAUACAAUGACUACACGCCCGACAGUAGUGAGCCAGGCAGUACCGUCACUCUCAAAGAUUGCCUUGACGCUAGACUGCUUUCUGUUCUGGAACCAGCACUCAACUGCAGUUCUGAGAUUCGAGCACAGUCUGAGCGUGCUUGGGGUACAUUGGAGGAUGGCCAGUUUACUGGAAUGAUGGGCGAAUUCCAGCGAGAAGAGAUAGACAUUGGUAUGCCCACGGCUCCCGCUGUAGAGCGGAGUGUUGUCUUGGAUAACUUCGGUGCUUAUCAAGCUGAUGUGGUAUGCCCGGUAUCCUUGAAGCCUACUCUGUUACCUCAAUACCUGUCUCUGAUUAGACCAUUUGCAGGAGAACUGUGGGGAGGAUUACUGUUGAGUGUGUUGGCGUGGGGCGUGGUUAUGUGGCUGCUGCAGAAUGCCUGGUGGUGGGUGACAGGUGAUCGUGGUGUUAAAUUCAGCACAGCCCUCCUGUAUGGCUGGGCCGUGCUAUUAGAACGGUCGACCUCAAACCCUCCCGUCAAUGACUCAGGCAGACUGUUGGUAGGAUGGUGGCUGGUGUUCUGUCUGGUCGUCACCACAGGGUAUCGUUCGUCUUUAAUUGCUCACCUGACAGUCCAGGGGAAGUCCCAACCACCUGAAACCUAUGAGGAUCUGGUGUCUCUGGACAACUGGAAGUGGGGUACCCAGUCUUGGAUGUUAAAAGGAUCGCCCGGACAAUAUUUCUCGAGGCACACUGACCCUGUCGUUCAAGAGAUAAAUCGAAGAAUGGAGCCUUUGACAGCUACUGAGGGACUGCACAAGGUAUUAGAAGGAAGAAACUCAUUCAUCACUCCCAGAUUUUACAUUACCGUCGUCAUCGAUUCCCACUACACUGACAGCUACGGCCAAAGUCCCUUUUACAUCAGCAAAACUGGAAUUAAAAUAAUAGCUGCCUUUGGCUGGUCUUUCAGGAAAGGAGCACCAUAUUACAGGCGAUUUCAUCAAAUGGUUUUACGGUUGACUGACGCUGGCAUUAUACAACACUGGACUGAUGACGUGAUAGCCAGGCGCGUGAAGGAGAACAGGGCAGCUGCUGCACUGGCCCCUAUUGCAACCCUGAGUAACGAAAAAGAGAUGGCCCUAGGGAUGCAGCACAUGCAAGGCGCCUUCUACCUCUUGUUUCUGGGGUGCGGCCUCGUCAGCCUCAUCCUGCUGAUGGAGUAUAUCGUCCAGUAUCAUCCUCGUCUCAACAAAACUUUCGCGAAUACCACCAGACCUGAGGAAUGAUGAUACUGGGAAUAUAAAAAAUCGAAUACAGCAAAAUUCAAAUAUUAGACAAAAGGGCUAACUAUCCUGUGAAGUAAAUAUUUUGAUCUAUUUGAGAAUGCUAACAAUGGUAAAUAAUAUAUGUUCACCAGUUAUUUAUACCAUAUGAUCUGUACAAGACCAACCAAAUAGAAAAUACUGAAAAUUUGACUGUUAUGUUAGUGGAGGUUAUACUAAUUACCCUUGUGGAUACUCGCAUCUAUAUUGGAUAGAAUUUAUAAGAAAAUCCAAAAGACUUUGCAGGGUUUUAAGAUUUUUUUUCACAGUUUCAGAAAAAUGGCAAAAACUAACCGCUAACUAUACGAGUUUCCCCCGUCACAGGCUGGAGUGAAAGGGGAGAGAGGUCGGGGAAACACAGUGGUUCCUUCGUUUUGUUUAAGCCUUUUUUUUUCAUUUUCUUUCGAACUCUUCCUUACUUUUCCAGGCGAUACACAUCACAAUUUUUGAAUGAGGAAGCUCAAAUUUAGACCCAAUAGUGACCAAGUGUUUAGGCUUUUAUUUCUUAUUGUCUUUUUUUCAGAUUUUUAUUAAAUGUUUGUUUAUGGCAUGGCAUAACAGGAUACUCCUUAAUUAAUAACGUUUUGCUACACAGAAAAAGCCCUAAUUGAUAGAUUAUAAGUUUACUAAAAACAGUACUUGGGAAAUUAGAAUUCUUCUUGAAUAUGAGUUAUAUGGACCAGGGCCGCAUACUCAAAACACCUCAUCGGUUACGUACAGUAGCAGAGAUACGGUAUCGUAACUUACAGACUCCUUACAGUCCUGUAAAUUUCUCAUACUUAAAAUUUAAUUACAGGUCCGUAAGCAGUCCGUAACUCUAAUGCUUACCCUGUAAAUUCAGUUCUCUUGUCUGAAGGUAGAUGGCAGUGCAAGAGCUAGUUGGCCAAUCGUCGCUCUGUUAACAAAAUCAUCAACCAAUCACAAGAGAAGGAGAAAUCAGCUGAAAUCGACGCACUUGAUAGUUGCUAGACGGACUUCAAGCGUCAUAACUGACGAUGGAAUUAUGUUUGAGUAAUACUUUUCUUUUUUUACUGGGAUCAGCCCACAUGGGCACAGGUCACUGACCCACAUCAGAGCCUGG
Messenger RNA from Homarus americanus (American lobster), 2438 nucleotides. Its product is annotated as probable glutamate receptor. Bases 17 to 1321 code for a protein of 434 amino acids. Gene Ontology annotation, cellular component: membrane. Gene Ontology annotation, molecular function: ligand-gated monoatomic ion channel activity. The transcript is spliced from 7 exons. Lineage: Eukaryota; Metazoa; Arthropoda; Malacostraca; Decapoda; Nephropidae. The record is from RefSeq and is a predicted model, not a curated record.